Messenger RNA from Mangifera indica (mango), 4549 nucleotides. Its product is annotated as TPR and ankyrin repeat-containing protein 1-like. NCBI's taxonomy places the organism in Eukaryota, Viridiplantae, Streptophyta, Magnoliopsida, Sapindales, Anacardiaceae. The record is from RefSeq and is a predicted model, not a curated record. The transcript is spliced from 12 exons. Bases 54 to 4520 code for a protein of 1488 amino acids. Gene Ontology annotation, molecular function: ATP binding; RNA binding.
AGAGGCUGAGCUCAUUGGGUCACUCUAAACACCUGCUCAAUACACAGUAUCGGAUGCACCCCUCAAUUAGCUACUUCCCAAAUUCAUAUUUUUAUAACAACCAGAUUUGCGAUUCUCCUAAUGUUAAAAGAAAAAGCUACGAAAAAGUCUUUUUGCCAAGAUCUCCAAUAUUCCGUCCAUAUUCUUUCAUCAAUAUUCUCGAAGGGAGAGAAGAGUUCAUUGGCCAUAGCUGGAGAAAUAUGGUUGAGGUAGCUGUUGUGAUGAAAAUAUUGCAGAACCUGUACAAAGAUUGGAAUGACUCAAAACAGAAGCUGAGCAUUGGCAUAGUCUCACCUUAUGGUGCUCAAGUACAAGCAAUUCAAGAAAAGCUUGGAGGCAAGUAUGGUAACUGUGAUGACUUUACUGUAAAAGUGAAGUCAAUUGAUGGGUUUCAAGGUGGUGAGGAGGACAUUAUUAUAAUUUCGACUGUGAGAUUCAACAGAAGUGGAUCCAUUGGAUUCUUGUCCAAGCCACAGAGAAUCAAUGUUGCGCUUACGAGGGCCAGGCACUGUUUAUGGAUUUUAGGGAAUGAGAGAACCUUAGCUCAUGGUGAAUCUGUUUGGGAAAUCUUAAUCCAUGAUGCUAAGGACCGCUGUUGUUUCUUUAAUGCUGAUGAAGAUAAGGAUAUGGCCAAAGCUAUAUUAGAGGCCAAAAAAGAGCUUAAUGAAUUGGAUGAAUUGCUGAAUGCUGACAGUAUACUUUUCAGAAAUCAAAAGUGGAAGGUUGUUUUUAGUGAUAACUUUUUGAAAUCUUUUAAAAGAAUGAAAUCAAACCAUGACAAGAAGUCGGUUAUCAACUUUCUAGUGAAACUUUCAACUGGCUGGCGACCUAAGAGAAGGAACAUAGAUACUAUUUGUAAAAGCUCUUUGCACAUUAUUAAGCAAUUUAAAGUUGAAGGUCUAUAUACAAUUUGCACUGUUGACAUAGUAAAGGAAUCAAUGUACAUCCAAGUUUUGAAAGUCUGGGACAUAUUGCCUUUGGAGGAUGUUCCAAAAUUGGUAAAACGUUUGGAUGAUAUACUUGUUAGGUAUACUGAUGACUACAUCAACCGUUGCAAAGAGAAAUAUAUUGAAGGGAAUUUGGAAGUUCCCAAGACUUGGGCAGUCUCUUCAGAAAUAAUUCGAUUCAAGAAUCUUGCUGGCAUUAAGAGUGGAAGUGACUUAAGUGGAGCUCGUCCAGACAGUAUGAGUUAUGUUGAGAAUUCAAAUGUGGCUGAAAGUUUGCUUUUAAUGAAAUUCUACUCUUUAUCACCAGGUAUAGUGAGCCAUUUGCUUUCUGACCGUGAUGGUAGAGAAUUGGAUCUUCCAUUUGAAGUAACAGAUGAACAGUUGGAGAUGAUUCUUUAUCCUAGAAGCACCUUUAUACUUGGUAGGUCAGGUACGGGGAAAACUACUGUGUUGACCAUGAAAUUAUUUCAGAAAGAAAAACUACAUCACAUGGCAACAGAAGAAUUCUAUGGAGAUCAUUAUCAUAAGCAUAUGCAUACUACUCAGGAGAAUGAUGUUGAGCAGGUUAUUGGAGAGAAGAAACUAAAUAUCUUGCGCCAACUUUUCGUGACAGUCAGUCCUAAAUUGUGUUUUGCUGUAAAUCAACACAUUUCUCACUUGAAAAGCUCUGCCCUGGGUGAGAAGUUUAUAGGAGGAGGCAGUCUACUAGACAUGGAUGAUAUUGAUGAUGGGGCACAAUUCAAAGAUAUUCCAAAUUCUUUUGUAGACAUUCCAUCUAAGUCAUACCCUCUUGUUUUAACGUAUCAUAAGUUCUUGAUGAUGCUGGAUGGAACAAUUGGCAAUUCAUAUUUUGACAGAUUCCAUGACGUAAGGAAACACUCUGAUGCUCUAAGUCAAAGGUUAAGAUCAGUUUCCUUAUAUUCAAUUAUGAGGACAAAGGAAGUUACUUAUGACAGGUUUAGUUUAUUUUAUUGGCCACAUUUUAAUGAACGACUAACGAAUAAACUCGAUUCUUCAAGGGUUUUCACUGAGAUAAUAUCUUACAUAAAAGGAGGCUUGCAAUCCAUGGAGACUAGUGACGGUAAACUGAGCCGAGAAGAUUACGUUCUAUUAUCAGAGGGUAGAGUUUCCACUUUAAGCAAGCCGAAGAGGGAGAUCAUAUAUGAGAUAUUUCAAAACUAUGAGAAAAUGAAGAUGGUGAAUGGUGAAUUUGAUUUGGCUGAUCUAGUAAUUGAUCUUCAUCACCGACUAAAAAAGGGAAAAUAUCAUGGAGAUGAAAUUCAUUUUGUUUAUGUUGAUGAGGUGCAGGAUCUUACAAUGAGUCAAAUUGCUCUGUUCAAAUAUAUUUGCAAAAAUGUGGAAGAGGGAUUUGUUUUUUCUGGUGAUACAACACAAACAAUUGCCAGGGGAGUUGACUUCAAAUUUGAAGAUAUACGAUCUCUGUUCUACAAGAAGUUUGUAAUGGAAUCAAGAAGCAAUGAACUUGCUGGCAAAGAACAGAAAGGACAGCUCUCAGGAAUUCUUAAUUUGAGCCAGAACUUUCGUACCCAUGUAGGUGUCGUGAAGUUAGCUCAGAGCAUCAUUGACCUCCUUUACCGUUUCUUCGAUCGCUUUGUGGAUGUUUUAAACCCUGAGACUAGUAUGAUAUAUGGGGAAUCUCCAAUUUUGCUUGAAUCUGAGAACAAUGAAAAUGCAAUCAUAAAAAUUUUUGGAAAGACUGGAAAUGCUGCUAGUGCCAUUGUUGGUUUUGGAGCAGAUCAGGUAAUAUUGGUACGGGAUGACAAUGCUCGGAAGAAUAUUUCUUACUACGUCGGAAAUCAAGCUCUUGUUUUGACAAUAGUAGAGAGCAAAGGCCUUGAAUUUAAGGAUGUACUUUUAUACAACUUUUUUGGUUCGUCAAAUCUUAAGAAUCAAUGGCAAGUGAUUUAUGAAUAUAUGAAGGAACAAAAUUUGCUUGACUCACCUAGGUCUUUCCCAAGCUUCAAUGAAGCUAAACAUAACGUCUUGUGUGCUGAACUGAAGCAACUGUAUGUUGCCAUCACUCGUACAAGGCAAAGGUUAUGGAUCUGGGAGGAUAACGAGGAUGUCUCAAAACCUAUGUUUGACUAUUGGAAGAGGAAAUUUCUUGUUCAACUCAAACAGUUGGAUGAUUCAUUUGUACAUGCAAUGCAAGUUGUGAGCACCCCAGAGGAGUGGAAAUUGAAGGGACUCGAGCUAUUUCAUGAAUGUAAUUAUGAAAUGACAACUUUUUGCUUUGAAAGAGCUAAAGAUUUUUACUGGGAGGAAAGGUGUAAAGCUACUGCCCUUAAAGCUGAUGCUGACCGCAUCCGCAGUUUAAACCCUGUGGAGGCUAAUAUCAAACUAAGGCAAGCUGCUAUAAAAUUUGAAGCUAUAAACAAUGCUGAUUCAGCCGCCAAAUGUUUUUAUGAGUUGGGGGAGUAUGAAAGAGCUGAAACAAUAGAGGCAUUGAUAGAAAAUGCAGAUGAUGAAAAGAGCAUUUUGUUGAAUGCCCCAGUAGUUGAGCAGAAUAGGAGUACUAAAGGCAACACAACAGAGGCGGGAUCAGAAGAGAAAUUGGAUAAGGAAAGUAAGGAGGCAUUGCAAGUUCAUCUAGCCUCUGGUUCCCAGUGGCCAGAAAAUUCUCAGAAGAUUGAAAACAAGGGGAAGGGAAAGAAAAAGCCUAAGAGAAAGAACAAGCGAAAUGAAUUCUGGCAACAGAAAGAUGCAGAUGAUGCAAAGAGCAUUUUGUUGAAUGCCCCAGCAGUUGAGUCAUCUUCAGAGGAAGAAGAAUCAUCAGGAGAAGAAGAAGAAGAGGAUGAGGAUGACGACGAAGACCACGAAGAAGAACAAGAUGAUGAGCAAUCCAAGCUGGGAAAGGUUAAGAAACUGUUAGAACCCUUUAGCAAGGACCAGCUUAUCGCGAUUCUCAAAGAAGCCGCUCAGUCUGACCCUUCAGUUACCGCCGAAAUCAUCUCCUCGGCCGAGUCGGACCCCAUCCACCGCAAGAUCUUCGUCCACGGCCUUGGGUGGGAUGCCACUAAUGAAACCCUAAUCGCUGCUCUCAAACCUUUUGGUGCCAUCGAGGAAUGCAAUGUUGUCACCGAUAAAACUACUGGCCGUUCUAAAGGCUACGGCUUUGUCCUCUUCAAGACGCGCGCCGCUGCGCGUAAGGCAUUGAAGGAGCCGCAGAAGAAGAUCGGAAAUCGGAUCGCCGCCUGCCAGUUAGCUUCCACUGGACCUGUUCAGAACCAGCUGGGUUCUAAGAUGAGUGCUCGGCAAUUGUAUGUGGCGAAUGUGGGGCCGCAGAUUGGUGCCGAGAAGCUCAGGGCGUUUUUCGCGAAAUAUGGGGAGAUUGAGGAUGGGCCGUUGGGGUUUGAUAAAAUGACCGGGAAGUUUAGAGGUUUUGCUAUAAUUGUGUAUAAGACAUUAGAGGGAAUAAAGAAGGCUUUGGAGGAACCUGUGAAAAUUUUUGAUGGUUUCAAGUUGCUGUGCUCUGUUAGAAAAAUGGAGGCUUUGGCUGGGAGAGGGGAGUGAAAAAUUGAAGGAAAAGGAGAUUUAGGCUU